AAGAUAAGGAUACAGAAGAGGAGGAAGGUGGGCACUCCCAUGGCAGUGCAGAAUCACAUGAAAGCAAAGGUAUAGGCCUAGAUGAAAGUGAACUUGAUUCUGAGGCCGAACUCAUGAAAAGCAUGGGGCUGCCACUUCAGUUUGGUGGAAUAUCUGCACAUAAGAAUUUUGAGGUGUCUAUGAAUGCUAGAAAUAAAAUAAAAAAGAAAAGGAAAAAACAUCAAAAGAAGUACUUUGAUGAAGUUAUGAGAGAAUCUUGGAGAAAAGAAUAUGAUGAAGAUGACAUUUUGGCUUCAGAAGAUCCAUCUUCAGUCGAAAAGUAUGAGAACAUCAGAACAUGUAAACUUCAAAGCAAAAGGGACAUUGAAACUGAAAAUCUUCCUACUGAAAAUGCAUUAUCUCCAAAGCUAGAAAUUACAGAAAAAUGGGAAAAGUAUUGGAAUGAAUAUGGAGGAAGACUACUAUGGCAAAGCUGGCAAGAAAAACAUUCAGAUCAAACACUAUCAUCUGAACCUUGGAACUUUCCUGAUACAAAGGAAGAAUGGGAACAACAUUAUAGUCAACUCUAUUGGUAUUAUUUGGAACAGUUUCAAUAUUGGGAAGCUCAGGGUUGGACUUUUGAUGCCUUACAAAGCUGUCGUACAGAUACUUGUGAAUCUAAAAUAGAAGUUGACAAUAACAAAGAGGAAAAUUGCAUGAGAGUAGAGUUAAUUUCUUUUCCAUCUUCAUCUGUUGGUCAUGAAAGCUCCAGUUCCAGUGAUAAGGAUUAUAACGAAAUACUUGAUAGAAUUCAUAAUAUAACUCUGAAAUCAGAAGAAGUAGAACAAAGCCAGUUAGAGUCUUCUGUAAAUUACGAUGAUCAUCAGGAGCUAAGUGAAGUUAGUGGAAAAGAAUGCCCUGCUUCUGGUCGAAGUGAACCAUGUAAUGGAGGAACCAAGAAAAGAAAUGUGUCUAGGAAUAGAAACACAGACCUACCAUCUCAGGAUUCACAGAAGUCUUCAGGAGCAAACACAAGCAAAGAAAGACCACACACCGCUGGUGUUAAUGGAGAUGAGAGUGAAGAAGAUCCACCUGAAAGUAAACCAGCUAAACUCAAGAGGAGCCAUGAAUUAGACAUCGAUGAAAACCCACCUGCAGAUUUUUAUGAAGAUGGUUGUCUUCUAGGAUUCAAGCAUGGCUCAGGACAAAAAUAUGGUAAGAUUUCAAAUUUCAGUCAUCGACAGGUCAAGUAUCUACAGAAGAAUGUGAAGCGUAAGUCAAAGUUCCUGGAUAUGCGAAGACAAAUAAAUGUGAAAAACAAACAAAUCUUUACCAAAGAGUCAGAAAGCCCAUUUUGCAAGAAAAGCAAAGCUUUGAGUAAGGUAGAAAAAUUCCUAAGAUGGGUUAAUGAUGAGGAAGCAACACAGAAGUCAUUUUCUCAGGACAGUGUGCAAGACACUUGCACGAGUAGUGAUUCAGAGGAACAGCAAGUAUCUGUUACAAAAGAUGAUGACACAUUUGAGACUAGUAAUCCAGAACCUGACAAAUGCCAGACUGUAUCAUUAGCUGGUGAAUUUGAAACAGAAAAAAAUGAAGGAGACAGCAUAGGAGCAACUGUAAAAGAAGAACAGGAUCGUGUUAUUCAGGAGAUACCAGACUCUCUUCAGGUAGAAAAUGAAGCUGAAACGAAGAAGAAGGGAAAAAAAAAAACCAAGAACAGAAAGGUGAAUAGUCUACCUCCUGAGAUAGCUGCUGUUCCUGGGCUGGCAAAAUACUGGGCCCAGAGAUACAGGCUCUUCUCCCGUUUUGAUGAUGGGAUUAAAUUGGACAGAGAGGGCUGGUUUUCCGUUACUCCUGAGAAGAUAGCUGAACACAUUGCUGGCCGAGUCAGUGAGUCCUUCAACUGUGAUGUUGUAGUAGAUGCAUUCUGUGGAGUUGGAGGAAAUACCAUUCAAUUUGCCUUAACAGGAAAAAGAGUGAUUGCCAUUGAUAUUGAUCCUGUGAAGAUUGACCUGGCUCGAAAUAAUGCAGAAGUUUAUGGGGUUGCAGAUAAGAUAGAGUUCAUCUGUGGAGAUUUCCUACUGCUGGCUUCUCAUCUAAAGGCAGACGUGGUGUUUCUCAGCCCUCCUUGGGGAGGACCAGACUAUGCUACCGCAGAGACCUUUGACAUUAGAACAAUGAUGUCUCCUGAUGGCUUUGAAAUUUUCAGACUUUCCCAGAAGAUCACUAAUAAUAUAAUUUAUUUUCUUCCAAGAAAUGCUGAUAUUGACCAGGUGGCAUCCUUAGCUGGACCUGGAGGAGAAGUGGAAAUUGAGCAAAAUUUUCUUAAUAAUAAGUUAAAAACAAUCACUGCUUAUUUUGGUGACCUGAUCCAAAGAUCACCCUCUGAAACAUAG
This is a messenger RNA of Orycteropus afer afer, 2375 nucleotides long. RefSeq names its product trimethylguanosine synthase 1 (gene TGS1). NCBI's taxonomy places the organism in Eukaryota, Metazoa, Chordata, Mammalia, Tubulidentata, Orycteropodidae. The record is from RefSeq and is a predicted model, not a curated record. Gene Ontology annotation, cellular component: nucleus. Gene Ontology annotation, biological process: 7-methylguanosine cap hypermethylation; 7-methylguanosine RNA capping. Gene Ontology annotation, molecular function: RNA cap trimethylguanosine synthase activity.